AUGUUUGAAUUGGCAACUCAAUUUGCCGGGUGCUACAAUAAUGCUUCAGAAAAUCACUCGAACGCUCAACCCUCCGAGGGUAUCAUCCUCUUUCUGACGUACGUUCAGCCAAUCGUUGCGGUUGUCGGAAUUCUGGGCAACUUAAUUGUGAUCAUACUACUGAAUUCAACGUCAAAGGAGACAGCCUGCAUCUUCUACCUCCGCUGUUUGGCUGUGUUUGAUUGCAUUUCUGUAACAGCCUUCCAGUGCAGCUUCUAUCCCCUCAUGGUCCUGAAAGUGUUCCUCAUGUCACGGUUUGGACCGACUUUCAAGGCCAUUGACAUGUACUUCGCAAAACCCGGUGUCUGCCAGGUCACUGUAUUCGUCUCCUUCACAUCCCGCACGCUUUCAACGUGGACGGUCGUCGUGUUCACGGUGGAACGCCUCGUUGCCGUGGUGUGGCCGCUGAAGGCGAUCAAGUGUUUUACCCUGCGGCGCUCCCAACUCCACAUCCUCAUCACCAUCUUCCUCAGUCUUCUAGUCAACACGCCGUGGAUCUUCGCUCUUGAAACAGUUCCUGACCCCUGUGGUACGGAAGAAUUCGUCUGUCGACCGAACGAGGUGCUCAACAUCAAUCGCAUCGUUGAAGUCCUCUUUCUCUCCGUUCUGCCAGCUACUGUGAUCUGCACAUGCAACGCCGUCAUUCUCUACAAAAUUCGUCACCACAGACGGCCUGGAGCAGACACUGAGAGCCACCCAGUUCACGGUUUCUUCGUUGCGCAUUUUUCCACAACCAUGCAACUGCUCACCGUGUCCUUCUGCUUUGUCACGCUAACCCUGCCCUCCGCUGCCAUCAACGUGAUCCAAACGUUCAACCACUUCUUCGACACGUGGAAGGACUCGUCCGGAGUGCUGGCGGACACCUAUUAUAUCGCCUGGUUCCUAUUCAUGAUCAACUUGAGCAGCAACUUCUUCGUCUACUGCCUAGUGAGGAAAACCUUCCGCAAAUCGGCUCUGGGUCUCUUCAGACGCCGACGCCUCUUUUACCCCUAUCGACGCGAGACCUCAACACGACAGAUUGCUCAAAACGAGACGACUAGUUAG
Molecule: messenger RNA, 1083 nt
Organism: Mesocestoides corti
Lineage: Eukaryota; Metazoa; Platyhelminthes; Cestoda; Cyclophyllidea; Mesocestoididae
Source: the annotation of a GenBank genome assembly